CGCGAGGCGUCCGGCUCGGCGCCCGCCGCGCGGGGAGGCAGCGCGCGGAGCAGGUUACAUGAUGGAAUUUGAACAUUACUUCAAGAGGUUUUAUAUUUUGGAUUAGUUAAUUGGGUUUGUCAUCUGCUGACUAUUUCUUCGGACUCAUUUUUUGGUGUCCUUUUGAAGCAUUAAAUUCAAAGAGAUUAUACCAUGGACUACAAGGAAAGCUGCCCAAGUGUAAGCAUUCCCAGCUCUGAUGAACACAGAGAGAAAAAGAAGAGGUUCACUGUUUAUAAAGUUCUGGUCUCAGUGGGCAGGAGUGAAUGGUUUGUCUUCAGGAGAUAUGCAGAGUUUGAUAAACUUUAUAAUACUUUAAAGAAGCAGUUUCCUGCUAUGGCCUUGAAGAUUCCUGCCAAGAGAAUAUUUGGUGAUAAUUUUGAUCCAGAUUUUAUUAAACAAAGAAGAGCAGGACUGAAUGAAUUUAUUCAGAACCUAGUUAGACAUCCAGAGCUCUAUAACCAUCCAGAUGUCAGAGCAUUCCUUCAAAUGGACAGUCCAAAACAUCAGUCAGAUCCAUCUGAAGAUGAGGAUGAAAGAAGUAUUCAGAAGCUACACUCUACCUCACAGAACAUCAACCUGGGACCAUCUGGAAAUCCUCAUGCUAAACCAACUGACUUUGAUUUCUUAAAAGUUAUUGGAAAAGGCAGCUUUGGCAAGGUUCUUCUUGCAAAACGGAAACUGGAUGGAAAAUUUUAUGCUGUCAAAGUGUUACAGAAAAAAAUAGUUCUCAACAGAAAAGAGCAAAAACAUAUUAUGGCUGAACGUAAUGUGCUUUUGAAAAAUGUGAAACAUCCAUUUUUGGUUGGAUUACAUUAUUCUUUCCAAACAACUGAAAAGCUUUAUUUUGUUCUGGAUUUUGUUAAUGGAGGGGAGGUGAGUUUUCUCAUUAGUUUUCUAAUAUUAAUAGUUGUUUUAAAAUUUGUCAAUUUAUGUACUUCCAUUGUUUUAUCUUAUUGCUCCUGUAUUUGUCAGGGACAUGUUGUCUUAACAGAUUUUGGGCUUUGUAAAGAAGGAAUUGCUAUUUCUGAUACUACAACAACAUUUUGUGGGACACCAGAGUACCUUGCACCUGAAGUAAUCAGAAAACAGCCUUAUGAUAAUACUGUAGAUUGGUGGUGUCUUGGUGCUGUUCUGUAUGAAAUGCUGUAUGGAUUGCCUCCUUUUUAUUGCCGAGAUGUUGCUGAAAUGUAUGACAAUAUCCUUCACAAACCCCUAAAUUUGAGGCCAGGAGUGAGCCUCACAGCCUGGUCCAUUCUGGAGGAACUUCUAGAAAAAGACAGGCAAAAUCGACUCGGUGCCAAAGAAGACUUUCUUGAAAUUCAGAAUCAUCCUUUUUUUGAAUCACUCAGCUGGACUGACCUUGUACAAAAGAAGAUUCCACCACCAUUUAAUCCUAAUGUGGCUGGACCAGAUGAUAUCAGGAACUUUGACACAGCAUUCACAGAAGAAACAGUUCCGUAUUCUGUGUGCGUGUCGUCUGACUAUUCGGUAGUGAAUGCCAGUGUUUUGGAGGCUGAUGACGCAUUCCUUGGUUUCUCUUACGCACCUCCUUCAGAAGACUUAUUUUUGUGAAUGGUUUGCAAAUACAAGCGUACGGAUGGGACUGAAACUCAUUUCUGUGAAUAUAUUCAAAUAUGUAUAACUAGUGCCUCAUUUUUACAUGUAAUAUUGAAAACUAUGGAAAAUGUAUUUUCUGCUAUAUGCAAGAAAAUAGGGCAUUUCAAAGAGCUAUGUUUUGAUUAAAAUUUGUAUUCUUGUUUAUUAAGCUUAUUUUUGAACAAAAAUUUUAAAAGCUAUUAUUCUUAACAUUAACCUGUUUUUAAAGAAAACGGUUUUGCUAUUGACUGUUUUUUCCCUCUGAGUUUACACUAACAUAAUACCCGUGAUAGAC
Molecule: messenger RNA, 1933 nt
Organism: Otolemur garnettii (small-eared galago)
Lineage: Eukaryota; Metazoa; Chordata; Mammalia; Primates; Galagidae
Product: serine/threonine-protein kinase Sgk3
Exons: 15
Coding region: 193-1614 (473 amino acids)
Biological process (GO): protein phosphorylation
Molecular function (GO): phosphatidylinositol binding; protein serine/threonine kinase activity; ATP binding
Source: RefSeq, a predicted model, not a curated record